CAGCAAGUGAUUUAUAAUUGGUCGGAGCUCCUCCUGAAAUCCCUCUUUUUUAUUCAGUUACAUAUGAGUGAAGGAGAGAGGUUAUGCAAUUGGCAAAUGUCGCUGUUAACAGAUUUUUAGGUAGUAAUUGAAUUAGAGGAGAGGAGCGGAGGGAGGAGGGGCGCUGCUCGGAGCUGCUGACAGGUAGAUGAGCUGUGCGCUGUCCGCGGUGCUGAAACCUCCUCCGGCUGCUGCCUCACCGGAGAUCCUCACCUCAGAUUAGACCGGAGCUCCUCUGACCUGCACCGGCUCCACAUUUACACUUUUUUUCCCACCUUUGAUUUCCUUAAAGAAAACUAAAAAAAAAAUCCAACUUUCUGUUUCCUGCGUUGCUGUUUUCUAAUCGCAGCCUGGAUCUUAAGAUGGCACUGCAUGGAUUAACAUUGCGCAAGGCAAAAGCGGACUUAUUUGACUGCUGUUUUGUGACUGUGAAACCAGCCCUUUCAGACUGAACGUCUUUUCUCUCCUCUUUCUCCAUUUUCCUGGCUCAUCUUUUACCGGACAUCGAGGCGUUUUCUGCUCAAAAAAAAAGACAGACGUGCGUUAUUUGGAUUAAUAUCUUAACAAUAUGCUCAUUACUGCAGCGCUUCCAUUUGUUAUAGUGUUAUAGAAUUUUUAAAGAAAUUUUGGAUAUGGAGCCAGGCGCGGAGAAAGCUGCCCCUUACUCUAAAGAGGGGAUAAAACAACUCGCAGGAAAGGCCCUCGGGGGUAUUUACAGGAGGCUAGAGAAGCGGCAGCAGACAGGUGAGGCGAUCGAGCUGACGGAGGAUGGGAGACCCACGGCGGACCCGGAGCGGAAGAAGCCCCUGGUGGACUGCACGUGCUUUGGGCUCCCGCGCAGAUACAUCAUCGCUAUGCUGAGCGGGAUUGGCUUCUGCAUCUCCUUCGGUAUCCGGUGUAACUUGGGUGUGGCCAUCGUCAGCAUGGUCAAUAACCACACGAUCCAUCAAAACGGCAAGAUCAUCAUCAAAGAGAAAGCGAAAUUCAACUGGGACCCAGAGACCGUGGGGAUGAUUCAUGGCUCCUUCUUCUGGGGCUACAUAGUCACUCAGAUCCCAGGAGGGUAUAUCUCUUCAAGACUGGCCGCUAACAGAGUUUUUGGUGCUGCCAUCUUGCUGACAUCCACCCUGAACAUGUUCAUUCCCACUGCCGCCCGGGCGCACUACGGAUGUGUCAUCUUUGUGAGGAUAUUACAAGGGCUGGUGGAGGGAGUGACUUAUCCAGCCUGCCACGGGAUCUGGAGUAAAUGGGCUCCACCGCUGGAGAGAAGUCGUCUGGCAACCAUCUCCUUCUGUGGAUCCUAUGCUGGUGCAGUGAUAGCCAUGCCUCUGGCUGGGAUCCUGGUGCAGUACACUGGAUGGUCCUCUGUCUUCUACGUGUAUGGAUGCUUUGGGAUAUUUUGGUACAUGUUCUGGAUCUUUGUGUCCUAUGAGAGCCCAGCGGAGCACCCGACCAUCACUGACGAGGAGCGCCGUUACAUCGAGGAGAGCAUCGGUGAAAGUGCCCAGCUGAUGGGUGCAAUGGAGAAAUUCAAGACCCCCUGGAGGAAGUUCUUCUCCUCCAUGCCCGUCUAUGCAAUCAUUGUGGCCAACUUCUGCAGGAGCUGGACCUUUUAUCUGCUCCUCAUCAGCCAGCCUGCAUACUUUGAGGAGGUGUUUGGUUUUGAAAUCAGCAAGGUUGGAAUAGUGUCGGCGCUCCCUCACUUGGUCAUGACCAUCAUCGUGCCCUUAGGAGGCCAGUUAGCGGACUACCUGCGGACCCACAACAUCUUGUCCACCACCAUGGUCCGGAAAAUCAUGAACUGCGGAGGGUUUGGCAUGGAGGCCACCCUCUUGUUAGUGGUGGGUUAUUCUCACAGUAAGGGGGUGGCCAUCUCUUUCUUAGUUCUGGCGGUGGGUUUUAGCGGCUUUGCAAUAUCAGGUUUCAAUGUCAACCAUCUAGACAUCGCUCCUCGCUAUGCCAGCAUCCUCAUGGGUAUAUCCAACGGUGUUGGUACCCUGUCAGGGAUGGUUUGCCCUCUAAUAGUGGGAGCCAUGACUAAGCACAAGACUCGGGAAGAGUGGCAGUAUGUCUUCCUCAUUGCUUCCCUGGUGCAUUAUGGGGGAGUGGUGUUUUACGGGAUCUUUGCAUCUGGGGAGAAACAGCCAUGGGCCGACCCUGAAGAAACCAGUGAAGAGAAGUGCGGCUUCAUUGAUGAGGAUGAGCUGGCUGAGGAGACCGGUGACAUCACACAGGGUUAUGGUGCAAUGGGCGGCCCGGCUAAGAGCUACGGGGCCACUGCGCAGCUCAACGGAGGUUGGGUGCAGGACUGGGAUAAGACAGAGGAGUAUGUACAGGAGCCGGCUGGAAAGAUGUAUUCUGAGCGUGGCUACUCUUAAACCAGACAGUGGUGGUGAGUCUGCUCGCAGACUCUCCAUCAUGGAUUGCACAACAUUAUCUUAGAUAUUUAAAUCCAUUCUGUGUAUUCAAGUAAAAUGUUUACUAGUUUCAAAAAGCCAAUGUAAAGAAAUAGUUAAUUGCAAUGCAGAACAAUCCUCAUUAGAUUCUCACACGUCUCUCAUCACAUCUACCUACUGUAGGGCUUCACUAUACAGAGAGCAAAGAACACUGCAGGCAUAUGUUGUCCUUCUUAGACACCCAAACCUCAUCAAUCUACUUGAACAACAUGAGCCAGAUGACACUGCAGUUGACCAUCAUAUAGGGUCUUUCUAAUACCACUCUGAUUGCACUGAAACUAUAAGUAUUCUAAAAACAAAUUCUAUUCUGUUUCUCAAAUGUGUUUUAUGUACUGUAUAUACCUGUAUACUGUUUCUGUGAGACUAUUGUGGAUUUUGGGUCGUUGAUCUGUGUUAACAUUAAUAUAAAAGGCCAUAUUUUUCAUGGACAGUACCUUUUCAGGGAGAUGUCUGCUUGCAAAAAAGGUCUCCUCUUCCCAGAGCGAGGCCUGUAAUACACUAUAAGACAAAAAUAGCGUGAGUGAAGUUGAACCGUAGAGUUUUAGUGUGUGUUUGUUUGCAUGAAUUUGCUCAGAUCAAUGUUUCAGAUGCAGCCGCCUCACAGUCAUGGAUAGUCCUCAUACGGCUCACUGCUUUGUUCUUAGAUAAGCGUCUUCUGCCAUAAUGAAUAAUAAAACGAACUUUCAGGUGCCAGUCGUGAUGUGAGACAAAUCAAAAAAAAAAAAAAGAAGUUUUGAAGGCGAUUGCUCAGAAGACAUUGUUUAUUGAUGUUUGGUGUGCACUGCAAUAAAUUCUGUGUACCAGCCACCACCCAUCACAUUCUGUUCUGUAAUGUAACACUGGCUUGCUGUAUCUAACUGUAAUUGUUUUGGAGUCAUGUGAUGCUCAACAUUAAGGUGUGUGUUUUAACAAAUUACUAGUCUGGAAAAUCCAGCUUUAGUGCUCAUGAUGCAGGACAAGUUACAUUUUGACAGCGGGGAAUGCAGUAAUGUAUGUGAACAACCAGGCUGUUGUGAUCUUCUUGGUGUUUCUUGGUUGUUCUCAUUGUCACCUUGUUGACACUUUGAUAUUGUCACGUUUGGAGUGAAGCACAUGAGUUAAUAGACGGCUCUUCCACCUGACUUUAUUUGCUAUUUGAACACUUUAUUCAUUUGCUGUAUGAACUCUGCAAGGAUGUUUAAAAAUAUAUGAAUAUUUAAGAAUGUUUUAAGAUGACCAAAAGAUGCUAUUACGGCUUUGUGCCUGAAGUUUAUGUAAAACAGAUUAAUGUGAUUUUAUGGCUUCUAAUAUUGUGUUUAAUGAAGAGGUAUGUUGAUGUCAAAAAGUGUUAUAAAAAAUACUCAUAUCAUUUUAUAAAA
Epinephelus fuscoguttatus (brown-marbled grouper) is the source of this 3853-nucleotide messenger RNA. Its product is annotated as vesicular glutamate transporter 2.1-like. Gene Ontology annotation, cellular component: excitatory synapse; synaptic vesicle membrane. Gene Ontology annotation, molecular function: neurotransmitter transmembrane transporter activity; L-glutamate transmembrane transporter activity. The record is from RefSeq and is a predicted model, not a curated record. NCBI's taxonomy places the organism in Eukaryota, Metazoa, Chordata, Actinopteri, Perciformes, Serranidae. The transcript has 12 exons. Gene Ontology annotation, biological process: transmembrane transport; neurotransmitter loading into synaptic vesicle; regulation of synapse structure or activity. Bases 672 to 2417 code for a protein of 581 amino acids.